This is a messenger RNA of Epithele typhae, 252 nucleotides long. RefSeq lists its product as uncharacterized. The annotation marks the transcript as partial. The transcript has a single exon. The record is from RefSeq and is a predicted model, not a curated record. NCBI's taxonomy places the organism in Eukaryota, Fungi, Basidiomycota, Agaricomycetes, Polyporales, Epitheliaceae.
UUGCAACCGUUCAUCGCCGCCGCGCUCGUUAUGGCCACCAUCUUGCACGCCAUUGCCUCUGUCUCCCAGACCCAAAUGACCUUCAUUCUCGCGGUCGUCCGGGUCGUCCUAUCCGGUGCCCUUAUGUUCCCCGGCUCCGCGAACACGCUCACCCCUGAGCAGGAAGAGCUUGUGAAAACCGUGCCUACAGAUGUACGAGCCGCAUUCAAACUGUUGAACAUCGGUCCAGACUAUGUCCGGUACGCAUGCUGU